CAAACCCCCAAAACCCUAGCUCCCCUACCUCAGCAGCUCAUUUCUCCCUCAGCCGCUUAGGGUUAGCAGCAAAGAGCAGAGCAAGAUGGUUUCUGGUUCAGGCAUUUGCGCCAAGCGCGUUGUGGUGGACGCUCGCCACCACAUGUUGGGUCGUCUAGCUUCGAUCAUUGCCAAGGAGCUUCUCAAUGGACAGAAGGUAGUGAUUGUCCGGUGUGAGGAGAUCUGCAUCUCCGGCGGUCUGGUUCGUCAGAAGAUGAAGUACAUGAGGUUUCUCCGCAAGAGAAUGAACACCAAGCCUUCUCACGGUCCCAUCCAUUUCCGUGCUCCCGCUAAGAUUCUCUGGCGCACAAUCCGUGGAAUGAUUCCACACAAGACCAAGAGAGGUGCUGCAGCUCUUGCUCGUUUGAAGGCUUACGAGGGUGUCCCACCUCCUUAUGACAAAAUCAAGAGGAUGGUCAUUCCUGAUGCUCUCAAGGUUUUGAGGCUCCAAGCCGGACACAAGUACUGCUUGUUGGGCCAGCUUUCUUCUGAGGUUGGAUGGAAUCACUAUGAUACCAUCAAGGAACUUGAGAAGAAGAGAAAGGAGAGGGCUCAGUUGGCAUACGAGACCAAGAAGAAGUUGAAUAAACUUAGGGUGAAGGCUGAGAAGGCAGCCGAGGAGAAGUUAGGUCCUCAGCUUGAAGUUAUUGCUCCCAUCAAGUAUUGAUCGGAUGAAACUAGUUUUUUGGAAUGACAAAGUUGUGGAGUAUUGAGGACUAUUCGUCAAAUUUGUUUUCCAUUGUCAGACUUCUUUCUUUUUGGUUUGGUCAUAUGCUUUUUGUAGUGAUUUUGAUUUAUAAUAGAUGUCGUGCCAUGCAUUUGUAUGCAAAUUCAGUUUUUUGAAAUUAGCUAAGCUAUCGCACAAUCAACUAUAUUUUUCCAUGUUUAACUACUUUCGUUAUUUGCUGUGAUAA
Messenger RNA from Humulus lupulus (European hop), 953 nucleotides. Its product is annotated as large ribosomal subunit protein uL13w. Lineage: Eukaryota; Viridiplantae; Streptophyta; Magnoliopsida; Rosales; Cannabaceae. The transcript has 4 exons. The record is from RefSeq and is a predicted model, not a curated record. Gene Ontology annotation, molecular function: mRNA binding; structural constituent of ribosome. Gene Ontology annotation, cellular component: cytosolic large ribosomal subunit; ribosome. Gene Ontology annotation, biological process: translation; negative regulation of translation. Bases 86 to 706 code for a protein of 206 amino acids.